AUGAAUUGGGCCAAUCCUCGAGGUAAUGCAAUACGAGGCCGACCCGUGGACGGGGUUGAGCAAGCUCAUAGCACCCGUCCCGGUUGGAAAAAUACAGGUAAUUUCAUUGGCCCCAAAUUAGGGACCGUUGCAGAAAUUACACUGCAAAGAACAGAUACUACACAUGAUCUUAGCUCAGAGAGCCGAGAAGCGAUAACG
Rodentolepis nana is the source of this 198-nucleotide messenger RNA. Lineage: Eukaryota; Metazoa; Platyhelminthes; Cestoda; Cyclophyllidea; Hymenolepididae. The record is from the annotation of a GenBank genome assembly.